This is a messenger RNA of Peronospora matthiolae, 1167 nucleotides long. Lineage: Eukaryota; Oomycota; Peronosporomycetes; Peronosporales; Peronosporaceae. The record is from the annotation of a GenBank genome assembly.
AUGAAAAUCUACGGUGCGCACAUCGUGGCUGUCGCUGCUAUGCUCGAGUGCAUCAAGAGUCAUGAUCGGGAGUCUGACGUAUCACCAACCACAGCGAUGGCCUACUCGGCUUCGGCUCUGGCUUCAGCUAGCGAUACCCGCGAUGCGGUUUUUGACGAAAGGAGGUUGGAGGCAUUCGACACAAAGGAAGACGAGGAUAGAGGGCCAAGGUUUGGGGAGAACCUAGUGGUGGACUUGGCUAAAGGCAUUGAAAGGCUCACGGACAGUGUUCACCCACCGAUGCUUGAGACACCCCUUGCCGCAAGUAUAGGAAGAGUGACUUCUACUUGGCACGAAGGAGUUGGCAACAUUUACGUGCCACGCGAUUGGAAGGGGUCACAAGAAUUGUCAGCUGAUACACGGCAGAAAUGGCUUAACGACGAGCCAAGCUACCAUCUUCGAACGGCACUGGCUGAUCCUUCAGCACUAGAAAACCCCUCCACCAAAGAUUUAGUUGCCAAAUACGUAGCGCAAUACAAGACUUCUCGCGUCGUGGAGUGUGCAAUCGGCCUCGUGUCCUCUGGAAAGAAAAGUGAUGUCAAAUUUGGAAUCAAGAUGCUUGAAAUUCUGCUACAAGCUUGGUGGCAGGAGGGAAAGGCUCUCGACUACGUUUUCGAGCAAUUAGGGCUACGCAGCCACUCUUUGGACUUCAAGAGACUUACUGUUCUCGAGCUAUGCAUUGAACUGUGGAACGAGGAAGAGCAUGGUAACUUUGAGCUGGUUGAGGUGCUGAUACGAUACUAUGGCGACAGUUGGUUGUCAUUUUUUCUGUCUGAUGCGAUUCUGCACAGUAACGUAAAUGAACGAGAAAAGGCAACUCAUUUGCAGACCAAGAUGAUGCAGGACUGGAAGAAGAGGGGUCUGUCCGCCGAAAACGUGUACAACAUGCUGGAAUUGGGCAGCGUACGGGGGACUUUCCAUAGCAAAGUGGACAGAACGACCUAUGAGAAAUACGACGCAUUUCGUAAAGCGGAGAAGACGGAGAAAGUAUCGGACGCCAUUAAGACGAAAAAUGGGAGGAACAAGAUGAAGCGACUAAAAGAGGAGAUGCGAGUCAAGAAACGGAAGAGUAUCGACAAACGGAAGAGUGUCAACAAACGGAAGAGCAAGCAUCCAAGGAUCGAAUAG